Messenger RNA from Arachis duranensis, 1389 nucleotides. RefSeq lists its product as uncharacterized. The transcript is spliced from 7 exons. The record is from RefSeq and is a predicted model, not a curated record. Lineage: Eukaryota; Viridiplantae; Streptophyta; Magnoliopsida; Fabales; Fabaceae. Bases 87 to 1199 code for a protein of 370 amino acids.
AUCACCUUGAUAAGAUUGAAAAAGUGUGGGCAUUUAGAAAUGUGCACGAAAAGCAUAGCGUUGUGAAUAGUAGUUUGGAUUCUGUGAUGGAGAUUGGUGAAGUACUUGUUCGAGCUUCAUCUUCAUCCAUUCCUCUGCAUCACGGAAACCCAGUACCUUCCCAUUUUCAUGUUCAUCUUCCCAAAGCUUCGUCUUUUCCUCUUUCCUCUGAGAACCGCAUCUUCAUUCUUGGCAUAGGAUUCGUGGCCCAGUCCCUUGCACUCAAACUCCAAAAUCAUGGAUGGGUUGUUUCUGGAACUUGCACAAGCCAUGUGAAGAAGAAGAAGCUUGAGGGUAUGGGGUUUCAAGUUUGCCUUUUUGAUGCAAACUAUCCUCAACCGAGUAUGCGAAGUCUGCUGAAAGAUUGCACUCACCUUCUUGUUUCUAUUCCUCCUGUUGCGGGCAUUGGCGACCCAAUGCUUCAGCAUGAAGAACUUCUAAGAAGCUCGUUAGUCGAUGGGAAUCUUCAAUGGCUCUGUUACUUGUCUUCAACUAGCGUCUACGGAGACUGUGGCAGUGAACUAGUGGAUGAGGAUUACCCAACAAACCCGAAAAGUGAGUCGGCUAAAUUAAGGUUAGCUUCUGAAGAAGGUUGGUCGAAUUUGGCUCACCAUCUUGGGUUUUCACCGCAAGUAUUCCGCCUUGGAGGUAUCUAUGGCCCUGGUAGAAGUGCGAUCAAUACAAUACUCAAGCAGGAGCCUUUGUCGGAAGGGCAGAAGAUGAGAAAAUACCGAAAAUAUACGUCGAGAGUUCAUGUUGAUGAUAUUUGUCAGGCGCUUAUGUCUGCUAUUUACACAACUCCCCCAAGGUUAGUCUUGAGUGUAAUCAACUUUCUAAACUAUGCAAAAUUUUGCAAGAUUCUAUGGCAUUUCACUUGCAGGGAAGUUUACAACAUCGUUGACGAUGAUCCUGCUCCAAGAGAAGAAGUAUUUGAAUAUGCAAGAAAAUUGGUGUUGAAAAAGUGGCCAGGCUUGAACUUAGAACAUCUAGAGCUGGAAGAAAGCUCGGGUGCGAAAAUGAGAAAUCAAAGGGGCAAGAAGCGCGUGUCGAAUACUCGAAUGAAGAAGGAACUUGGAGUGCAGCUACUUUACCCUGAUUACAAAUCAGGAUUGCAGAGCAUAAUUGACCAGAUAGAGAACCCUUUUUUCCAAUGUAGUUGAUCAUUGAUCAUACUUAUAAUUUGAGUUAAAUUCUCUGCAAACACUAUUGUAAUUCCUUAAAGUGUUGAAGUUGAGACAUGAAAAUUUGGAUAGUGAAUUACCGAAUUUUUAUCUUGCCAAAAACAGCUGCAACUAAUGUAGUAGUUUUUUCUUUUUCAGUUUAUUUACAGAAAUCAUAGGUGGUUAAAAA